AUGGAUCCAGAUCCAGACUAUUGGCCCGGCGAGACGGCUCCGCGGUCGAACUUCUGGUACAUGGCAGAUGAGCCCGACUCAAGGCUGGAUGAGGAGGCCCUCCGUGUGAGGAUGUACGGCUUCGGCUUUUCCUAUGCGCAUCGACUGCCGCGUGAGACUCUUGCAACCAACGCAGAGCGGGAUGCCGUAAAGGAGAGCCUCUUCCGUCACGAGUUCGACGGAAUCAUUUUUGGGAAGGUGGGGCCCAACCAGGCCUGCGAUCCCCUGCCUUUUUUUGACGAUGUUCAAGCUGCCGGCUAUCCACACGAGCGUGUUGCCCUCAUCUACGGGGGUGACUUCGGGCUGGAGACCAGUCUGGUCGCACAGCAUGCUCGCAUCUACUCCGGCUAUGGUAUCGUCUUCUUUCGGGAGAUGGAAGCUCCCGCAGACCAUUUCAGUUGGGUGCCGGCCCAGGUCUACCCCAGAGCUUGCUACGCUGAUCCAGCAUGGAAGCAGUUCUUCCAUCUUUGGCAUCAGCGCCUGGAGUGCUGGGGUUGCCCCGAAAUCGACAAGCCUGUGCGAGAGCAGCUUUGGGACUGGCUGUUGCAAAAGGCUACCGGCUUUCCGUGGGUUGCAGGCGUCAACAGCGUGCUCUUGCCACCUUGCUGGAGUGGAUUGAUCUUGCUAGCGGUGCCGCUACUGGCAAAGCAUCCAGCAGAUGAGCCAUCAGGGGAAGAACUGAGCCAAAGGUGCAAUUUCUUUUACCAGCAGCUGCACAAGGCUCAGAGCCAGGUGACCUUCCAAAGGCGAGCGAGGGCACUCUGGAGACGACGCUGGAGAGGUGCUGCUGCGUUUCGGGAGGCGUUUGGUGUCAGCACGUGGGAGGUCAAGGCCUUUGUGGAUUCCACCUGUGGCGGGUCAGGUUCUCGCCGAAGCCUCUUCGAUGCAGGCUUCGUGAAUGAAGCAAGGCAGCCUCUUUUGGAGCUCCGAAGGACGUGGACGCAGCGG
Messenger RNA from Symbiodinium pilosum, 987 nucleotides. Lineage: Eukaryota; Dinophyceae; Suessiales; Symbiodiniaceae. The record is from the annotation of a GenBank genome assembly.